AGUCACCAACAUUUCUACUUCUCCUGAGACUAAAACCGAAAGAGAGAGACAGAAAAUGGCGAGGGGAAGCGAAAGUGUGGGUGAGGGCGUACCGAAAGAGAUGAGCGAAGCACUGAGGCGCACGGUAGCCAGCCUGGAGAAUCUGGAAGCAGAGCUGCCGAAUAUUCUGUCUCUCUCAAACCCUUUCAUCCUCUCUAAAAUGCCUCCUCUUCAACGCGCUCACUCUCUCUUAACCCUUGCCAACAUCACUUCCACCCUUUUCUCAUUGAAGUUGAGAUGCAAAGGGACUAAUCCAGAUUAUCAUCCCCUCAAAUCUGAACUUGACAGGUUAAAAGUUUACCAACGCAAACUGGAACCCUUUGGGGAUGUAGGUCAAG
This is a messenger RNA of Arachis duranensis, 377 nucleotides long. RefSeq lists its product as uncharacterized. Gene Ontology annotation, cellular component: exosome (RNase complex); nucleolus. Gene Ontology annotation, molecular function: DNA binding; RNA binding. The record is from RefSeq and is a predicted model, not a curated record. NCBI's taxonomy places the organism in Eukaryota, Viridiplantae, Streptophyta, Magnoliopsida, Fabales, Fabaceae. Gene Ontology annotation, biological process: maturation of 5.8S rRNA; regulation of gene expression.